Molecule: messenger RNA, 817 nt
Organism: Lobosporangium transversale
Lineage: Eukaryota; Fungi; Mortierellomycota; Mortierellomycetes; Mortierellales; Mortierellaceae
Product: peptidyl-tRNA hydrolase
Exons: 6
Coding region: 39-764 (241 amino acids)
Molecular function (GO): peptidyl-tRNA hydrolase activity
Source: RefSeq, a predicted model, not a curated record
CUCGCUCCAAUACUACCCAACACUACACUCUAUUUCACAUGGCCACUCGACCUGUUGAUUUCCUUCUUGUUGGGCUGGGUAAUCUAGGCGAAGAGUACAUAACCACUCGUCAUAAUGCUGGAUUUUUGUUCAUAGAUUAUCUCGCAAAUGUCAUUGCUUUGGACCAAAAGUCGAAUGUUCCUCCAGUAUUCCAACGUAGGAUGGCAUUAUCAGCUGAUGUUCAUGAUGUCGUUUUCUCAUAUCAAAAGGGUAGCGUCUCAAAUUCGCUGCGGAUAGUCCUUGCAAAACCACUGACUUAUAUGAAUGAGUCGGGAGUAGCUGUCAAGAAGGUCAUGGAUUAUUAUCAAUUGACGGACUCCAAGAAGCUAAUUGUGAUUUCGGACGAUAUCAACACUUUACCCGGGUCCUUGGCCAUUCAAAAUGGGGGCGAUCUAAAGAGUCUGGCAGGUCAGAAAGGUCAAGAAAGCAUUGCAACCAUCUUAGAGACUACAGAUUUUGUCCGCUUUCGUCUUGGUGUUGGAAAACCACCUUCUGGAAGCCCCACAACUAUUCCUCAAUGGGUGCUUGGUCCUUUCAGUCGCGACAAUAAAGAGAUGGAUUUGUUCGCGUAUUUAAUGAGCCAUACAACGCAGGCUCUACUGAAUUUUGUACAGACUAAUGAUUUGAAGCUCUGCAAGAAAAAGUUUGCGUCAUCCAAAAAACUCCCAUCUAGACUGGUACCCACAGAGAGCUUGGUCUAUCCUGUGCAUAUCGAAGACUUGUGAGUUUCAGAGAACCAAGAGAAACUCUCCCAUCUUUUCUUAUAAUCAAUAAAGCC